AUGGAUUUCAAAGAAUUUUUACUGCUCCGCUCAUUUUAUGUGCUUUAUCAUGUUAUUCUUCUAACAAUCUACAUUUUAAGUGUUUUCACAAUUUUUCCAAUUUUCAUCCAUCUAACUAGAAUUAACAGACAAAAAGAUCGAGAAUCUUCAGUAUUUUUGAUCACAAAUCAUAUCUAUAAAAUCACAAUUUAUUCACAAAUUAUGAUUGUUUCAAGUGCAAUUUCAGUAUUGAUUUUCUUGUCUAUACCAAUGUUGUUCAGUAUCGAAACAUUGGAAAAGGAAGCGGAACCGGAAGCGGAAAUUGGAAUUUUAGCAAUAAUUACAGCAAUUACAUUCUAUCCUCUUGUACCUAUAUUUUCAUGCAAUUUACAGUUCCGAUUCAGAAUUUCCUAAUAUUCCUUUUGGCUUUUCAAAGAUUUCUCCUUUAUUUUUACCCGAAUCAUGAAAAAUAUCUAGUUCCUAGUGAAAAAAAGGUUCAAUUAUUUUAUAAAAUGGUUAUAUUCAAUAUCGAUUUUGGGGAAUUUAAUCUAUUUUGUUUAUUGGGUUAAAUGUAUGCAUCAGCUUUUCUAUACUGAUGAAAAUUGCGAUCAACAACAAGUUUCAAUAACAAGUUCAAUUAUUUAUAUAAUUCUCGAUUUUUCCGUCAUGUUCUCCUCGAUUUUCUAUAUUUUUAUCCUUGUUAGUGUUCGGAAUAUCACAAGAAAUGCCUCGAGUUUCUUAAAAACCCGCCCAGAAAAAGUGAUAAUUUAUCAGACUUUGGUUUUACUUUUUGUAAAAUUAUUGAGUAUUCCAACAAUUUUCUUUGUUCGUCAAUUUGUGAUCGAUUAUGAAGUGAAUUUGAAUGGCAUUUUGGAUGAGGUGAGGUAAAAUGAAGCCGAUUCAAAUUUCAAUUUCAGAUUUACUACUCCCUAUUCCUCAUUGAUCUUUUAACAACACCCAUCGUUUUUCAAAUCACAUAUAUUUUCUGCAACAAAACAAAUCUGGAAAUUUUGCUGAAAAUGAAUUUCAGAAAAUUGAAAACUUGGAAAACAAUUUGGUGUUGGAACAAUUUGAAUGUCGUGGAGGAUCACAAUACAGUUCUGAGCGAUAUUUCAUCAUAGAUAAUUGA
Caenorhabditis angaria is the source of this 1108-nucleotide messenger RNA. The record is from the annotation of a GenBank genome assembly. Lineage: Eukaryota; Metazoa; Nematoda; Chromadorea; Rhabditida; Rhabditidae.